CUCGGACGACUACGACGACGACGACUGCCCCAUACCGCUGUCUCACGUCUCCGCGCCGCACCGCUCCGACACCUCCUCUCCCGGCGACGUCGACUUCUCCUCCUCGCUCUCGCGCGCCGUCCGCCACACCCCGCUCGCCGACGUGCGGCUCCCCGCCUCGCCCGAGGGACGCUGCUCUAAGAUACUCGAGGAGAAGAUCGCCGAGUUGCACCGGAAGAAGUCGCGCGACGCGUCGGCGGCCGACCUCAACCGCCUCAUCCAGCAGCGCAAGGACAUCCGCAACCCGAGCAUCUACGAGAAGCUCAUCGACUUCUGCAAGAUCGACGAGUACGGCUCCAACUUCCCGCCGGACGUGUACGACCCGCGCGGCUGGCCCGACGCGGCGUACUAUGAGGAGCUGGCGCGAGAACAGAAGGCCGAGAUGGACCGCAGGGAGCGGGAGCGACGCAAUGAUCGCACCAAGGUCGAGUUCGUGACCGGCGUGAAGAAGGCAGCCGCCCCCGGGGAGCUGACGGGAGACGAUCCUCUAAAGAAACGGAAGAGCAAGUGGGACCAGACGGCCGCGCAGACUCUGCCGGGCGUUGCCGUGACGACGACGGCGUCUGCCGUGCACAAGACUCUCAUUCCGGGCGUCGGACUGCUGAGCAAGAAGAAGUAGUCAAGGUCGUGUCGAGGUCACAUCAAGGUCGUGUCGAGGUCACAUCAAGGUCGU
Molecule: messenger RNA, 712 nt
Organism: Priapulus caudatus
Lineage: Eukaryota; Metazoa; Priapulida; Priapulimorpha; Priapulimorphida; Priapulidae
Product: SAP30-binding protein-like
Exons: 2
Biological process (GO): regulation of DNA-templated transcription
Cellular component (GO): nucleus
Source: RefSeq, a predicted model, not a curated record